This is a messenger RNA of Caenorhabditis elegans, 1726 nucleotides long. It is a transcript of the gene twk-35, whose product is annotated as Potassium channel domain-containing protein. The record is from RefSeq and is marked reviewed. Bases 1 to 1674 code for a protein of 557 amino acids. The transcript is spliced from 9 exons. Gene Ontology annotation, cellular component: membrane. Gene Ontology annotation, biological process: potassium ion transmembrane transport. Gene Ontology annotation, molecular function: potassium channel activity. NCBI's taxonomy places the organism in Eukaryota, Metazoa, Nematoda, Chromadorea, Rhabditida, Rhabditidae.
AUGUUACUCUCUCAUGGAGAACAUCGGCAGUCUUUUAAACAGAAAAGAGCAGAAGAGAAACGAAGAUGGAGUUCAUCGGGUUCACAUCAUCAACCUCAAGCCAAACAGAGUCUAGCAGUGCUGGCACAGUUGAUGCUACCUGCGUUAAUUGAGGAGCAUACAGCGCAGCAAGAGGAUGUGGUUGUACCAACUCACUACAAAGCAGAUGGAAGUUUAUCUAGAACAGCCUCCAACCGUCGGCACGUCUUUCAAAGUGUAAAUCUACUGCAACGGGCAAACGGUCAGAUGAGAAAAGGUGCUGCAGGAGUUUGGGAUAUUGCUGGCCGAGCUCAUCUUGCCGGAAAACGAAAAGUAGAACAACUUCAGCAGAAGCCUCCACUGUGGUUAGUCAUAUUGAAUCAAGCAUAUCAUAAAUAUGGAUUGAAGCACGCAGUUCUUAUCAUCGUUUUUCUCAUAUAUUGUAUAUCCGGUGGACUGGUGUUCUGGCUUAUUGAAGAACCUUAUCAAUCGGAACUUCGGGACGCAUGGCAACACAAAAUCGAAAAUAACCGAACAGCGAGAGUGGAUGCGAUGAUGAAAAAAAUUUUCAAUAAUUCUGAUUACUUGAUUUAUAUCAAAGGGAAUACUUCCCAACGGUUAACAACAUUUUUUAUAGAAGAAUUAGGUUCCUAUGAAAAUCAACUUGGUGUUAAAUGGAGCCAACAAAAAAUGGAUUGGGAUUUUUGGAAUGCAGUUCUUUUUGCGGGCACAAUAUGCACUACAAUUGGUUAUGGUCAUAUCUAUCCGAUGACCGAUGCUGGAAGAAUGUUGACCAUGAUUUUUGCAUUAUUUGGAAUUCCAUUAAUGCUGCUUGUCUUACAAGAUUUUGGAAAACUUUUGACCAUUACUAUGAAGUUCCCGUGGUUUCAAACAAAACGACUUAUGAGAAGAAUUAUGAGAUGUUGCACAAAACAACCAAUUGAAGAAAUGAAAGAAAUUGAGCGACAGGAACGUCACGAUUUGGACAUUUUUGAUCUGCCGUUACCUGUUGGAAUUGCUUUGAUAGUUACAUGGAUCUUCAUUUGCUCAUUUGUACUCUCGGUAUGGGAUCAUAACUGGACACUUCUCGAAUCAUUCUAUUUUUUCUUCACAUCUCUGAGUACCGUCGGUCUUGGAGACCUGGUUCCUUCUUCUCCGCGACUGUUAAUUACAAUGUUUGGAUUCAUCUUGGUUGGAUUGUCGCUAGUAUCCAUGGUUAUCAACUUGUUGCAAGCAAAGAUGAAAUCAACUUACGAAGCUGGCCGAAAUGAUGAAAAAACACCACAUAUUCAUCAAACCUUACCCACCUCACUUGGAGUUCUGCAAUGUUUCUCCCCAGACGAAGAAAAAAAGACUGAUUACUCAGAAAGAAGUUUGAGUAGAUCUACUCAAACGAGUUUGAGCCUUCCUGGCGUGAGACAGGUAGUCUUACGAUCAGACGGCGUGCAUUGGGUGAACACAGAUACCUCAUCACCUACGAAAUCACCUGAUGAAGUCACCAACCUCGUGGAGUAUGAGACGGCUCUGCGUGUCUGCGAACAAAUUGGUGAUAAUAAUAAUGAGGAAUUCUCGGAAGCAGAAAGCCUAAUAUGCGAAACAGAAGUUCUUUUAGAAGUUGGAGAAUGUCUGUCAGACUUGGAAGAAUUUCUAGCUUGACUCGGUUUUCUUCUAUAUUUUUUAUUAUAUUUUUCCCUAAUAAACAAAAAUA